AGGAAGCAACUGCGCAGACAGUAGUAAUAGAGGAAGCACAGUAUAUAAAAGCAGAAGUAGAAGAAACGACAGAGAGCUCAUACAACACGGAACAACAGCAAGACAGGUAUCAUCCAUCCAUCCAUCUCAGGUGGUCACACAUUGACAAAGACGAUGGGUCACGGGGACAUCACGAAGGUUGACACAUCCGGGGCAUCCAAAAAAACAGCUGGGCAAGAUAGGCUGCCAUACGACGGUGUGCCGGCGUCCAACACCAUGGCACAAACGGAUGUGGGCAGGAUGAACAAUUACAAGGUCAUCAUCCAGAAAGUAGCAGCGCAAAAGGGAAUUGAUCCCGCCAUCAUCGCUGGCAUCAUCUCCAGGGAGUCCAGGGCUGGAAACGUACUGAGGAGUGGCUGGGGAGACAACGGCAACGCCUGGGGACUCAUGCAGGUCGAUAAGAACUAUCACACCCCACGAGGUGGAUGGGACAGCGAGGAACACCUCAGCCAAGGCACGGAUAUCCUGAUCGGCUUCAUCAAUCAGAUCAAGAACAAGUUCUCCGGCUGGACUGCGGAGCAGCAACUCAAAGGCGGGAUCGCGGCCUACAACACUGGUGUGGGAGGCGUGCAAACCUAUGAAAGGAUGGACGUGGGCACCACCGGAGACGACUACUCCAGUGACGUCGUUGCCAGAGCUCAGUGGUACAAAAGCCAAGGAGGCUUUUAGUCCUUGUCAACUAUGAAUAAACACGAGUCAAACCUGGA
Molecule: messenger RNA, 746 nt
Organism: Phyllopteryx taeniolatus (common seadragon)
Lineage: Eukaryota; Metazoa; Chordata; Actinopteri; Syngnathiformes; Syngnathidae
Product: lysozyme g-like
Exons: 6
Coding region: 154-708 (184 amino acids)
Biological process (GO): peptidoglycan catabolic process; defense response to Gram-positive bacterium
Cellular component (GO): extracellular region
Molecular function (GO): lysozyme activity
Source: RefSeq, a predicted model, not a curated record